AUGGUGGAUCGCUUGGCAAACAGUGAAGCAAACACUAGACGCAUUAGUAUAGUGGAAAACUGUUUUGGAGCUGCUGGCCAACCCUUGACAAUACCUGGACGAGUUCUUAUUGGAGAAGGAGUGUUGACUAAGUUGUGCAGGAAAAAGCCUAAAGCAAGGCAAUUUUUCUUGUUUAAUGAUAUUCUUGUAUAUGGCAACAUUGUUAUCCAGAAGAAAAAAUACAACAAGCAACAUAUUAUUCCCCUGGAAAAUGUCACUAUUGAUUCCAUCAAAGAUGAGGGCGACCUGAGAAACGGAUGGCUUAUCAAGACACCAACAAAAUCAUUUGCCGUGUAUGCCGCCACUGCCACUGAGAAGUCAGAAUGGAUGAAUCAUAUUAAUAAGUGUGUUACUGAUUUACUCUCCAAAAGUGGGAAGACACCCAGUAAUGAACAUGCGGCUGUCUGGGUUCCUGACUCUGAAGCAACUGUGUGUAUGCGUUGUCAGAAAGCAAAAUUUACACCUGUGAAUCGGCGUCACCAUUGCCGCAAGUGUGGUUUUGUUGUUUGUGGGCCCUGCUCUGAAAAGAGAUUUCUUCUUCCCAGCCAGUCCUCCAAGCCUGUGCGAAUUUGUGACUUCUGCUAUGACCUGCUUUCUGCCGGGGACAUGGCUGCGUGCCAGCCUAACAGAUCAGACUCUUACAGUCAGUCAUUGAAGUCUCCUUUAAAUGAUGUGUCUGAUGAUGAAGAUGAUGAUGAUAGCAGCGACUAA
Messenger RNA from Elephantulus edwardii (Cape elephant shrew), 750 nucleotides. RefSeq names its product pleckstrin homology domain containing, family F (with FYVE domain) member 2 (gene PLEKHF2). The transcript has a single exon. Lineage: Eukaryota; Metazoa; Chordata; Mammalia; Macroscelidea; Macroscelididae. The record is from RefSeq and is a predicted model, not a curated record. The coding region runs from base 1 to 750 and encodes 249 amino acids. Gene Ontology annotation, molecular function: phosphatidylinositol binding; metal ion binding.